This is a messenger RNA of Medicago truncatula (barrel medic), 1660 nucleotides long. RefSeq names its product protein LAZ1 homolog 2. The record is from RefSeq and is a predicted model, not a curated record. The coding region runs from base 228 to 1502 and encodes 424 amino acids. The transcript is spliced from 9 exons. NCBI's taxonomy places the organism in Eukaryota, Viridiplantae, Streptophyta, Magnoliopsida, Fabales, Fabaceae.
AUUGUUUGUUACACUUCUAUGUUCCAACAAAAUACAAUAAACACCACACUCAUAUAUCAAUUCGCAGUAGUUUGUGUUGAGUGGUUUAAACAAAAUAAUAUUUCUGUUUUGCAUCAAGGGUUCUGAAUUUUGAUUGUGGAAGACAAGAACAAUAGGAAAGAGGUGUCAUAAAUGCUCAUUUACCUGCGAAAAUUCUGAAGUACUUUGGAGAUAAGGAUGCUUGAGGAAUGGCAUCAAAUCAUUUCUCAAACUAUGAAGGAAUCUAUAACAUUGUUCACCAACCUGCUCUCAUCGUUGCCGGGUGUUCUGUGCUUGUAGCUCUAGUGCUCUCCCUUUUUCUCAUUUUUCAACAUCUCAGAUCGUAUACCAAUCCUUCGGAACAAAAAUGGAUUGUUGCUGUCAUUUCUAUGGUCCCAAUCUAUGCUACCGAGUCGAUAAUUUCUUUGUGGAAUCCAAGAUUAUCUCUUGCUUGUGACAUUUUAAGAAACUACUAUGAAGCCUUUGCUCUAUAUUCAUUUGGAAGAUAUCUCAUUUCCUGUCUAGGGGGUGAAAGAAAGGUUGUAGAACUACUUGAAGAUGAAUCUGAAGAACACCUCGAAAAACCCUUAUUGCAUGAUUCUGACGAGAAUAAUGGCACGGAACAGAGAUCAUUUUGCAACUUCUUUUGGCAUCCAUGCAGGCUUGGAAAAGAUCUUCUUGCUAUUGAGAAAUUUGGUCUCGUCCAAUAUAUGAUCCUGAAGACUGUUUGUGCAUUCUUAGCAAUGAUAUUGGAGCUCUUUGGUGUUUAUGGUGAUGGAGAAUUCAAAUGGUACUACGGGUAUCCAUAUAUGGCAGUAGUAUUGAAUUUCAGCCAGAUAUGGGCAUUAUAUUGCCUUGUGCAGUUCUACAAUGUUACUCACGAGAGACUUCAACCAAUAAAGCCGCUCGCAAAAUUCAUCAGCUUUAAGGCUAUAGUGUUUGCUACUUGGUGGCAGGGUGUUGGUAUUGCACUAUUAUGUACAUUUAGAGUGCUACCGAAUGACGGAAAAUUACAAACUGGACUGCAGGAUUUCUUAAUCUGUAUAGAGAUGGCCAUUGCAGCUGUUGCACAUGUGUUUGUAUUUUCCGCAAAACCAUAUAAUUUUGUUCCCGUCUCUUCUGCACAUGGUAGAGUCACAAAGGAAACAAUAGAAGCAACAUUGGAUAUCGAUGAAGGGGGAGAGCAUAAACCAGCUGUGCUUAAAGAAACAACGACGCAGGUGGAGGCUCCAAGAACUAGUGUCAAGGAGAGCGUCCAAGAUAUAGUUGUCGAAGGCGGUCAACGAGUUGUCAAGGAUGUCGCACUAACGAUAAAUCAAGCAAUAGGGCCGGUAGAAAAGGGAGUGACUAAAAUUCAGAAGACUUUCCAUAAAAAAACAGUGGUUUCAUCAGAUGAUGAGGAAGAAGAAUCAGAUAUAGAAAUCGAGACAAAUGUCACAGAAAAUCUCACGGCGAAAGAAAGCGAUGAUAAUGAAAUGGUGUAGUUACAAGGAUGUAGGAGAAACUAAAAGAGGUUGCUUUUGUUUUUCAGAUUAAGCUAUCAUAUUACAUGUGAAAUGUUGUGACCAGUUUUACAUGGGAAAUUUCAUGCAAAGAUGCCGAUUUGCCAGCCAAUUACUAGUUCAAGAAUAGAUUGUAUAAA